Messenger RNA from Letharia lupina, 1671 nucleotides. RefSeq lists its product as uncharacterized. Gene Ontology annotation, biological process: transmembrane transport. The transcript is spliced from 4 exons. Gene Ontology annotation, molecular function: transmembrane transporter activity. The coding region runs from base 1 to 1671 and encodes 556 amino acids. The record is from RefSeq and is a predicted model, not a curated record. Lineage: Eukaryota; Fungi; Ascomycota; Lecanoromycetes; Lecanorales; Parmeliaceae.
AUGUUCACAGCAACGAAGCUGCAAGCCGCCACUUACCUUUUAGGGAUCGCGUUUCUAGUAUUCCUGAACUCAUCCGUCUCGUUUGUCAUCACGAAUUUGAUCGGACAACGGACUAAAGUUGGCGAUGCCGUUGGCACUUUGGGUUUCGCGGACGAGCUGGUCGCACUUGUAGCAUGCCCUGCUUGGGGAGUAAUAUCCGAUCGAAUCGGGGUUCGAAUAGUCUGCGUUCUGGGCUAUACUAUCAUCGGCCUUGCGCUGUUACUUUUCGUACAAGCCAAAAAUGUAUUUCCUCAGUUGUUGCUCGCUAGGCUUUUUUUCAGCAUCGGAGGCGCAGCGGCAUCGACAAUGGUGACAGCAAUUCUCCCAUCGAUGAUCGCACCCCGCAAGAAUAACAAUGAAGCAAAUGUGCCAAAUCCAACCCUUGACGCCAGCAAUGGUCACGUCUUUUCACCCUCAAUCUCAUCCGAGCUCACAAUAACACCCCAGAGGCUACAUCAUCACUCAAGUCACAGAAGUCCGCCCAAUGAACUAUCGCCAACACGUCUUGCCGGAAUUGUUGGCAUCUUCACCGGUUGUGGUGCUCUUCUCGCGUUGGGGUUCUUUCUCCGUUUGCCGGAACUUGUUCAGCGUAAGGGCAUUGCUCCUGGGCAGGCAUUGGCUGACAGUUACUACACUGUUGGAGCAUCAUCUCUGAUCCUGGCGUUGUUGUGUUUUAUUGGCCUACGGAAUCUGCACGGCGAGGACGAGAAAGGAUGGCGAAAUCUCGUGUACGGUGGACCAGAUGAUCCACCAUCCAAAACAUCGAGCCUGGAGUCUUUAGCUGAGGCAGUCGCCCUAGGCUUCAAGAGUCCUUUACUAGGCCUUGGAUAUCUUGGUGGCUUCGUAGCGAGAGCAUCCUCGGUUGCAAUCUCGCUCUUCAUUCCUCUGUUCGUGAACGCGUACUACAUUUCCUCGGGACUAUGUGAUGAGACAGGGCAUAACCCGCAGGAUGUUAAAACGCAUUGUCGAGAAGCUUACGUCCUUGCCGCCGAGCUCACCGGCGUUUCGCAGCUUGUAGCCCUUCUGUUCGCGCCUGUCUUUGGAUUCCUGGCGGAUAGAUACCGCCGUUUUAAUAUUCCGCUUCUCACGGCAGCAAUAACAGGUCUCGUUGGGUACAUUGGAUUGGCAUUUCUGGGGAGCCCAGAGGCAAAGGCGACGCACAGUACUCCUUGGAUCUUCGUUAUCAUGGCUCUGUUGGGGAUAAGUCAAAUCGGUGCAAUAGUAUGCAGCUUGGGCCUCUUAGGACGGGGUAUUCUAGGUCUACAGGCCGAAAGUGAUCUAUCAGGAUCGGCAUCUUGUGACGCAGUGGCGCGAGUGGAAGGUCAUAAUUUCAAUAGCAACGAAACUGCUGAUUCAAUCGUCCCUCCAAAUGAGAACAAUACCGAAGAAGCCGCCGAAGGUACACCUCUAUUACGCAGCAGAGGCCGUUCACAGAACCAUCUGAAGGGCUCGAUAGCCGGCGUCUACUCAUUGGCGGGGGGUCUGGGCAUUCUCCUAUUGACAAAACUUGGCGGGCUCAUGUUCGACAAGAUCUCGCCUGUAGCACCUUUCGUUAUGAUCUCUGCCUUCAACUUUGUUCUAUUAGCCGCUGGGCUUGCGAGUGGAAUCUCAGCUAUUUGGAAAGGCAAGUAA